This is a messenger RNA of Chelmon rostratus (copperband butterflyfish), 3505 nucleotides long. RefSeq names its product protein tyrosine phosphatase non-receptor type 22 (gene ptpn22). The transcript has 26 exons. The record is from RefSeq and is a predicted model, not a curated record. Bases 257 to 2770 code for a protein of 837 amino acids. Gene Ontology annotation, molecular function: non-membrane spanning protein tyrosine phosphatase activity. Gene Ontology annotation, cellular component: nucleus; cytoplasm. Gene Ontology annotation, biological process: peptidyl-tyrosine dephosphorylation. NCBI's taxonomy places the organism in Eukaryota, Metazoa, Chordata, Actinopteri, Chaetodontiformes, Chaetodontidae.
GGGGGCGCGGCAAUGUUUUUAAUCUGACCACAGAACCUGUUCGCUUACUCUUGCUUCCUCUAAGACAGUUCAUGCGUUCCCUCACAGUAGUUCCUUGAUGUGAGAGCUGCAAUAGAGAAGUGUUCUCUGCAGCAGUGCCACCGCCCCGGACCCAAGCCUUGGCAACCCUAAUCCAUGACCUGUGGACGAGGACCUUUGUGUCCUGACAUGCCUGUGAAAGGUGCCCUAUCCCAGGCAGUGUACUGUACAGCCAGCCAUGGAGCAUCAAGCCUGGAUACUGAGGCGCUGCCUGGCCCAGCUGGAGAGACAGAAGGCGGCGGACGAGGAAGCACCCAAUGGCAUUGCCGAGGAGUUUGCUAGGUUGAAAAACCAGUCAACUAAGUACCGCACUGACAAGACCUACCCGACCAGGACGGCAGAAAAGCAGGACAACAUCAAGAGGAACCGAUACAAGGACAUCGUUCCCUUUGACCACAGCAGAGUAAAGCUCACUCUCAUCACAUCCAAAAAUGACACAGACUACAUCAACGCCAGCUUCAUCAAGGGAGUGUCGGGGUCCAGGGCCUACAUUGCUACUCAGGGUCCUCUUCCUCACACAGUGCUGGACUUCCUGAGGAUGCUUUGGGAGUACAACAUACAGGUCGUCGUGAUGGCCUGUCGAGAAUUUGAGAUGGGAAAGAAAAAGUGCGAGCGCUACUGGCCGCAGAAACAAGAGCAGCCGUUUGUCUGUGAGCCUUUUACAGUUUACUGUGAUUCUGAGGAAAAUAAAGGAGAUUAUCUGACAAGGACGUUACGGGUGACUUAUUGCAAUCUCAGCCGAACUUUGAAACAGCUGCACUACGUCAACUGGCCAGAUCACGGUGUACCAGACUCCAUCCCUCCCAUUCUGGAAAUGCUGCAUGAGAUGCGUUCCAGUCAAGCCCAUGAGGAUGUUCCCAUCUGCAUCCACUGCAGUGCUGGCUGCGGUAGAACAGGAGCCCUGUGUGUCAUUGAUUAUACCUGGAACCUCCUGAAGAAACAGAUGAUCACUCCGGAUUUCAACAUCUACGACUUGGUUCAAAACAUGAGAACCCAGAGGCCCUCGCUGGUUCAAACAAAGGAACAGUAUGAGCUGGUCUACAGAACCAUCAGGUUACUCUUUGAGAGGUAUCUGCAGUUCAUGGAUGCUCAGACCUGCAGGAAUGAGGUGACAGCGGUCCCGUCUGCUGUCACGCCUGACACUGAAAGCGAGCUCUCGGACCUGAGUGAGGAGCUGGACCUGCUUGAUGAGGAACGGGGUGUUUUGCCACAGCACCACACUCCCUUGCCUUCAGAAAAUCUGACUGCCUCGAGAGCUGAGGACGCGCAGAGGGACCAGCAACAAUUGCACCUCUUCCAGACGCUUCCUGAGGCUCUGGCCACCACCCAGGACCCGCUGGAGGGUCCCAGAACCUCACUCGAACUGGUGCAUGCCAGCCAGAAAACCCCUGCAGCAGAGGAGGGGACACAGAAGAGCAAUGAUAUACCAUCACUGAGGCCUCCACCAGCAGACAUUUGUCUGAUGGUGGAAGACCCCUACUUCGACACACCAAUGAGCUCCCCUUCCUCAGAGGAAGCUCCAAUGGACUCCACCCAAGACGCCAAGGAAUGGCUAGUUAGCCCUAUUUUCAGCACGCCCUCGUUGUGCGUGAAUGACCACAGUCUGGAGCUAAACUCACCUGCCUCAGGCGAAGUUAAUACAGAUGAGGAGGUGCCUCCUCCGCUACCUCAGCGAACCCCUGAAUCCUACGUCCUGGCUGUGGAUGAAGAGCGCUCAGAUCCCUGUGAAAGGCUAACGGUCAUCAUUCCGCCCAAUGCUGCUGCCGAGGCCGUCAGGGAGUUGGGAGGCAGCCCCCCCUCACCUGUCCCCCCACUUCCAGAGAGGACCCCAGAAUCUUUUGAGUUGGCCAUUGAUCAAGCUCCUGUGGAAAAGAAGUUGGAGGUCACGCCGGCGGUGAACCUGAACAGAAUAGGAACGUCGUCAGAAUGGUCCGGUAGCUCAAAGCCUGCUGCCGCUGCAUCGCAGAGUGAGACGAAACCUUGGGCGAGGAGUCGGAGUCUGAGAGCAAAAAUGACCUUCACAGUACCAGUAACACUUCCUGAUGUUGCCUCAUACUCAACUUCACACCCCUACUGUCCACCUCUGGACCCACUGACUCCUCCGCUGCUUCCUCAAACCGAGGGAAGGCUGACUCCUCCUCUUCCAGACAGGACCCCAGAGUCCUUCAUCCUCACCACAGAGGAGGCUGGCGAGAAACCCGCCCUCUGCCCUCAGCCCCGGCAAACAACGCAGACCCCGUCGCGGGUGGGCCUGUCCUCCGAGUGGGACGGCACCUCUCAGCCCAAGAGAUUCCUCGAUGUUGUCAUGAGCAGGAGCAAGAGUGUUCGAGCUAAAAGUUCAAGACAGGAGCCCCUCACUGCAGUUCGACAGCUGACUUUGUCUCCUGUGGUCGUAGCUGAAGGAGGAAGUGCACAAGCGGGGCAGCAUGAUGUGAACUGCAGGCCAUCUCUAAAAGCUGAAACAUCAGGAAACAAAUCAGACAAAAGCAACGAGAAGGGCAUGUCUCGAACGAGGAGUUUGAAGUUUUUCAAACACAAACAAAAACCCAAAGUUGCCCCCCCACCUCCUCCUGCUCAACCCAGAACACCGCCUCCGUCAUAUGGUGCCUCAUCGUCAGCCUUCAAAUUCGGAUUUGGGAACCGUUUUGGAAAGCCAAAGGGCCCCAGGACUUACCCAGAGACCUGGGUUUGAGGCAGUCGGCCCUCUCUAAACAUCAAAGAUGGAGCUUUUCUUCUAACAAUGAGCAUCAGGACACAUUGGAUCGCUAAAGGACGUUGAUCCAUUGGAAGUUUAGCACAAGUAUCCCUUGACGAUACGGCAGAGGAUCAAAUACAGUGGACCUGAAAAGCACUGACAGCAGUUUCUCUUUGUCUCGCACAGCAGGACCUCCAGCAGAGAACAGGAAGUGCCUUGUUCGCAGCCGUGAUGCAUUUUUGUACUGGAUUUCAACUACGGUUGACUUUAAUUAUUGAUCAGUGCCUCGCUGAACAACCCGGACAGCCACUCUGACCACUUGAAUGUUCAAUCCAAAACUCAGCCGCUGUCAUAAUUCGCUUGAAGAAGUGAGCAGUCUGCAGCCGGAAGCGUUACAGUUCUUGUCUUCACGGUUCAACUUCGUGUGUGAGGAAUGUAUUUAGUUGUGUGUGUGUGCCUUUUGCAUGAAAUAAGAACACGGGUAUAACAUUGCAUCUAGUUCAUCAGCACCUCACUGUUUCUGUUAUAAAGAAUCAUUCAGUGUAUCGUGUGUCAGUUUUGUUCCUGCUCCAUAAUUUACACAUUAAUCUGUACUUUAAAAGCAUCAACUUAUUCUUAAGGUUAAGGUACAGAGAAUGUGAUGCAUAUUCAAUAUGCAUCUGAAGCAACUGUAUCGUUAAACUGUGUUAAAUACACUUGUUACACACAAAGAUAUUUAUUAAAAAUAUAUAA